Molecule: messenger RNA, 2792 nt
Organism: Hemibagrus wyckioides
Lineage: Eukaryota; Metazoa; Chordata; Actinopteri; Siluriformes; Bagridae
Product: Fc receptor-like protein 5
Exons: 13
Coding region: 29-1846 (605 amino acids)
Biological process (GO): cell surface receptor signaling pathway
Molecular function (GO): transmembrane signaling receptor activity
Source: RefSeq, a predicted model, not a curated record
UCAGUCAGUCGUUUAUCAGUGUGAGAGAAUGGAGCUGUGGUCACUCUGUGUGAUGAUCUUGCUUAUUUCACUUAUCCAGGUUGGAAAAGCUCAAGAAAAACCUAAACCUAAACUCACAUCAAACCAUGAAGGAGAUGUACUGACAGGAAACUCAGUGACUCUGUCCUGUACACUGAAGCUACAGUCUGCUGGAUGGAAGUUUUACUGGAUCAAACCCACACAGAGCUCUGAGACUGAGACUGAAACAGACUUCUACAUCAUCAGUUCAGUUAGAGUCUCUGAUGGAGGUCAGUACAGGUGCAGAGCUGGAAGAGGAACCCCAGUCAACUACACAGACUACAGUGAUUCACUCUGGGUAAAUGUUACUGAGAGUCCUAAAGCUGUGGUGACCAUAAAGCCCGACAAACAUGUGUUUAGAGGAGAGACUGUGACUCUCAGGUGUGAAAUACAGGGAGGAGGAGACACUGAGUGGACAUACAGCUGGUAUAAAAAUGAUGACAAACUAGUCCAGAUAACACAGGAGUUCAGCCUCAGCUCAGUUAGAAAUGAAGACAGUGGUAACUACACCUGCAGAGGGAGGAGAAGCAGUGACACUCAGAGCUCAGAGAUCAGUGAUGCUGUUACUCUCACUGUAUCAGAUGUAGCAGAGGCAGUAGUGAGUGUGUCUCCAUCGAGCUGGCUGACUGAAGGAGAUUCAGUGACUCUAAGCUGUGAGGUUAAACACUCCUCUACAGGCUGGACAUUCAGCUGGUACACAGUUUUUCUCUACAGAGACAGUCAGGGUUCCAUCUGGUACAGAGCAUUGCUCCUCUCAGACAGCAGCAGAGGAUCUGGAGGCUCCUACACUCUCAGUCCUGUUACUCUGAAUCACACAGGAGUUUAUGUGUGCAGAGCAGAGAGAGGAGUCUUUCAUGCAGAUUACAGCAAACUACAGCCACUGUGGAUCACUGGAGAAUCUCCUCCAGUGUCUCUGAUCAUCAGUCCGAGCAGAACUCAACACUUUACUGCUGACUCUCUCUCAAUGAGCUGUGAGGACCAGAGUGACUCUACUGGAUGGACAGUGAGAGGAUAUAGAUACAUUGAGGAUUUGGUCGAAUGUUCAGUUUCAGGAUCUACAUGUAACAUCAACUCCCUCUCUACAUCACACACUGGAGUUUACUGGUGUCAGUCUGAAUCUGGAGGACGCAGUAAUCCUGUCAACAUCACAGUGCACUAUGGUGCUGUGAUCCUGGACAGUCCUGUCCAUCCUGUGACUGAGGGACAUCCUCUGACUUUACGCUGUUUAUACCGCAGCAAAAUGAUCCCAGGCUCUGGUGUUGAUUUCUAUAAAGAUGAUUCCAUCCUCCAGUCCCAGACUACAGGAGAGAUGACCAUCAGUAGUGUCUCAAAGUCAGAUGAAGGUUUCUACCACUGUAAACACCCAGAGAGAGGAGAGUCACUGAAAAGCUGGGUUUCAGUCAGAUUGAAAAGUCCCGGGUCCAACACUGUACCAGUAGCUGUGGCUGUGGGACUGAGUUUGGCCUUGCUGUUCAUCAUCUUUUUACUGACCCUGCUGUGGAAACACAAAUCCAACAAAAGAAAGGACAGAGGCAUACAGCAGAACAGCAAUCAGACACCAGGACAGAGUCAGUCAGGAGCUGAGGAUUCUCAGUCAGGAUACACACCGCUUCAAACCGGAAAUGAACACAUUUAUGCCACCAUGGACAAUGCGGAUCAUGAUGCUGGACCCAGUGAUGUAACUUAUGCUGAGCUUGAACUGAAGCCACAGAAAAAAGCAAGGAAAAAACAAGUGAAAGCCAAUGUUGAACCUGAUACUGUUUACUCAGAGCUGAAGCAGAACACAUAGGUGCUGAAGGUGUGUGUAAAAAGCUGAAGAGAUGAGAGAGAGAGAGAGAGAGAGAGAGUUCAUCUUGUUCAUCAUGUCUGCAUUUAUAGCAGGGAUUCUGUAAUCUGGCCCACAAGAUCUACUUUCCUGCAGAGUUUAGCUCUGACCUUAAUCAAACACACCUGAGAAUGCUAAUCAGUGUCUCCAGGACCAUUAGAAAAUCACAGGUAGAGAAGUUUGAUCAGGGUUGGAGCUAAACUCUGCAGUACAUUGACCCUCCAGGGCAAGAUUUGAGGAACCCCGAUAUACAGAGAGAGAGUUAGAUUUGUUUAUACAUGAUCGUUGCACUUAUUUGGCUUCGAUUGUAUGAUGGGAAAGGAUUAUAUUUUAGCAAUCACUUAUUUAAGCAAUCUAAACUAUUUCCACUCAACAGAAACAAAAGCCCAAAAUGUAUGUGUUAAUACAUACCAAGUAUGUAUUAUCCCAGUAUAAUACCAAGUAGGCCUAAACUGUGUGCACUGAUUGUGGCAAUAUCAGUAUAUGUAAAAAAUCUCUCUCAUUUUAUUUAUCUACUGUUAAAGGAAUUGUUUUUUGUUGUUUGCUAUAAAUUUGGAAGUAUUUCAGCAAUUACUUUUGUACUUUUAGCUUGCAGAAAUGAUAGUCUAUAAUAAAUUAUACAUAUAUUCUGCCAUUUCCUUAAGUCUGUUAAUUAUAGAUUCACUGUCCAGUAGCUCAACUAGUGAUGGUUUUUCUUUAAUAUUUUUUUAAUUAAAUGUUAUUCAUUUAUAUUAUGUAUUAUUUAGCAAUUCUAGCAAUACUGUACAUUUAAAGGCAAAGGAAAUAUUGUUAAUGUUAUGAACAAAGCCUAUAAAAAAAAUCAGUAUGAAGAGCUUACUACAGUGACACCUUUUGGGUAUAAUGUUUUUUUUUUUUUUUAAAUAAAAAUCUAUCCGUUACUAAAUUUUAU